CGUAGUCAAACGAGGCGGCGUUAGCUACGCCGGCCGCUUGCCUUGGAUUCAACAUCAAACCCGUCUCAGAAAGUCGCUUUAUUUACGUAUUUGUUGGAGUGUACCAUGGAUUUAAUAUAAGUAGAUCGUAUACUGACAAACUUCACUUGACUUAUCUCCGAAAGUCAUCGAUCUGGCAGAGCGCCAGAGGUUGAGCUACAGCCAUGGUGCAACAAUACCAGUCACCUGUAAGGGUCUACAAACACCCCUUUGAGCUGAUAAUGGCGGCCUAUGUGCGGAGGUUUCCAAACUGCCCCCUGAUCCCCAUCUUUGUGGACAGUGAGGUGGUGAAGGAGGAGCACAGUGAUGACGGAGCCACUGUGUUCAUUGAGAGGCGCUGUAAGGUGGAGGCAGACGCCCCCCGGCUGUUCAAAAGGAUGGCUGGUGUGGACUACCUGUACUUCAUCCAUAAGAACACUCUGGACCGCAGGGAGAGGGCGCUGCACAUCGAGGUCGUCAACGAGACCUUCUCCAACAGAGUCAUCGUCCAUGAGAUCUGCAACUACACGGUUCACCCAGAGAAUGAGGAGUGGACGUGUUUCGAGCAGACAGCCAGUCUGGACAUCAAGUCCUUCUUUGGCUUUGAGAACGCAGCCGAGAAGCUAGCCAUGAAGCAAUAUGCCAACAGUAUUAAAAAGGGCAAAGAGAUCAUAGAGUAUUACCUGAAGGAGUUGGAGGACGAGGGGGUGACCCACGUCCCCCGCUGGAGCCCCCCUCAGGCCCCCCCACCCACUGCCAGGCUCCAGCUGCCACUCACCAGUGCCCCUUCCAAUGCCAUCCCUGUGCCCACUGCCAAAGAGACCCCCACUGCCAGCCCCACAGAUCUACCGGCUGGCUCCCCAGAUGACAAGUUGGAUGCAGACUACAUCAGGCGUUACCUAGGAGACCUGACGCCGCUGCAGGAGAGCUGUCUUAUAAGACUACGCCAGUGGCUGCAGGAGACCCACAAGGGCAAGAUCCCUAAGGACCAGCACGUGCUGCGUUUCCUGCGGGCCCGGGACUUUAACCUGGAGAAGGCCCGGGAGAUCCUGUGUCAGUCGCUCUCCUGGAGGAAGCAGCACCAGGUGGACUUCCUGCUGGACUCCUGGGAGAGACCUCAGCUGCUACACGACUACUACACCGGGGGCUGGCACCACCACGACAAAGAUGGAUGCCCUCUGUAUAUUCUGCGACUCGGUCAAAUGGAUACCAAGGGUUUAGUACGCGCCUUGGGCGAGGAGUCCCUUCUGAGACAAGUCCUCUCAAUCAACGAGGAAGGUCUGAGGCGUUGUGAAGAGAACACCAGAGUCUUUGGCCGACCCAUCAGCUGCUGGACGUGCCUGGUGGACCUAGAGGGGUUAAACAUGCGUCACCUGUGGCGUCCGGGGGUUAAAGCCCUGCUGAGGAUCAUAGAGGUGGUGGAGGCCAACUACCCAGAGACCCUGGGAUGUCUGCUCAUACUGAGGGCUCCACGGGUCUUCCCUGUGCUCUGGACCCUGGUCAGUCCAUUCAUUGACGAGAACACCAGGAAGAAGUUCCUGGUGUAUGCUGCGAAUGACUACCAGGGGCCUGGAGGUCUGGUGGACUACAUCGAUAGAGAGGUCAUCCCUGACUUCCUGGGAGGAGACUGCCUGUGUGAGAUCCCUGAAGGAGGUAUGGUCCCCAAAUCUCUGUACAGGACAGCAGAGGCGCUGGAAAGUGAGGAGCUGCGGCUGUGGACAGAUACCAUCUACAAGACUGCCAGUGUCUUCAAGGGGGCCCCACAUGAGCUGCUGAUCGAAAUCUCCGAGCCCUCUUCUGUGAUCACCUGGGACUUUGACGUGUGUAAAGGGGACGUCAUCUUCAACAUCUACCACUCCCGGAGGGCGCCCCAGCCCCCCAAGAGGGACGUCCAGGGGGCCCACGGCAGCAUCGUGUCGCCAGCCACCAACAACAUGCAGUUGAUUGACAGAUCCUGGAUUCUGGGGCAAGACUACAGUAUGGUGGAGACAGCACUCACCUGCAAGGAGGGAGAGAGUGUUCAGGGCUCCCAUGUGACGCGGUGGCCCGGGUUCUACAUCCUCCAAUGGCGGUUCCACUGCUCCCCGGCCUGCUCUACCUCCAGCCUGCCCCGGGUGGAUGACGUGCUGGCCUCCCUGCAGGUCUCCUCCCACAAGUGUAAGGUCAUGUUCUACACCGAGGUGCUGGGCUCCGAAGACUUCAGGGGCUCUAUGACCAGUCUGGAAUCCAGUCACAGUGGCUUCUCCCAGCUGAGUGCCGCCACCACCACCUCUAGCCAAUCACAGUCCAGCUCCACCGUAUCAAGAAAAACCAGUGCUGUACCAACACCUGCCAAUGAGGACUUAACCUUACCCAGGGGGAUGAGAGAAGUGUUAUGAACUGUAUGGAACAAGGAUAGCCUAUCCUUAAUGCCAUGUGGUGGAACACUGGAGUUCCUAGUACUUGCAUUUAAAGAACUGGAAUAUAUUAUUAAAAUAUACAUGUACAUGUUUUAAUCUGUAUCUAUAAUUAGUGACAUUAAGAUUGCUCUGGAAGUAUAACAUCUGCUAUAUGAGCAUCUGCUGAAUGAAUAAAUGCAUAUGGAGAUGUCUUGCAAACCAUCAUCAUCCUCUUUCUUUCAAUACCAUUAUUCUUUCUUUUUUAAGGGAAGUGACAGAAAUGUUUCCCAUUUUAUUGAAACUGAACAAUAAAGCACUUCCUAUUUUCAGCA
Molecule: messenger RNA, 2728 nt
Organism: Oncorhynchus nerka (sockeye salmon)
Lineage: Eukaryota; Metazoa; Chordata; Actinopteri; Salmoniformes; Salmonidae
Product: SEC14-like protein 1
Exons: 17
Coding region: 204-2396 (730 amino acids)
Biological process (GO): negative regulation of RIG-I signaling pathway
Cellular component (GO): cytosol; cytoplasm
Molecular function (GO): RIG-I binding
Source: RefSeq, a predicted model, not a curated record